UUAGUUCGUCUUGGUUCGCGAAGUGCAGAAGUGGAUAGUGUUUCUGCGAUGGAGGGUGCAUAUGACGAAAUAAUAUCAGAUAAUCCUUUCUUUAUGGAACUGAGAAAUGAGUAUACAAAUUUAUUUCAACAUUGUAUUACACAGUCUUGGAUAAUUUGCGUACCUCGUAUCGGAAGUCUAAAUACUCGUGUAUUCACAAUAGAGGACUUUGGGGCGCACAUUUUAGUACCUAGUGAGGAACUUCCAGAAACCCAUUAUAGCACAUUAACAGAAAAACAAGUUACAGUCAACAAUAAAGUAAUUACCCUAGAACUUACCAAAGGUCUGCCUCUACAGAGCCAUAUACUUUUUGAAGAAACAUUUUACACUGAAGACUUAAUUAAAUAUAAAGUGUGGUGUAUAGAAAGUUCUCUAGAACCCACAGCCACUACAAGUGACAAUGUUGUGACUAAAGAUUGCCUCGUUUCUAUAAAUGACUGCAUUGACCUUCUGUGGACACAAGCAGCAGGCCGCCAAGUUCUUGAUCAGAUAGAAUUAAAUGUGCAAAUAUUUCUAAAAAAGCAUCCUACUCUGCCUAUAGCUAUUGGAACUCUUAAAGAAGCAAUCAGUGAACUUUACACACAGUGCCUGCAAACAACAUUGCAAAAUAGAAGACUUCGUGAGAAAUCAAAAGCUUCAAAACACAUCUUAGAUAAUAUAAAGUUAGCUGUGGAAAGCUACAUGCAACAUCUUUUAUUUGACACAUUAUUUAAAUCAAUAUGUACCAGUUGUGCCUAUGAAGAUUCCCACUUGAAUAAAAAAAUAAGAAACAUGUCAGACAUUCAGCUUAGAGAUUUGGAGAUAAAGAAAGAACUAUAUCAUGCUGUACCGAAGGCAAAACAGAUAUUAUCUAAAAUUGAUUCAUAUAAUACUUCUUUGGAAAAAAUUCUUUGCUUAAAACAAGCUUUAAAUGCUGUCAAUAAAAUUGACAAUAGCAAUAAUGUUGUACUUUUGACCGCAGAUGAUCUUUUACCUGUUUUUGUUUUCCUUCUGAUUAAAUCUGGUUUACCAACAUGGUACAGUCAGCUAACUUUCAUGAAGGAAUUUCGCUUCAGCAGUGUUGGUAGAGAUGGUGAUGAAAGUUCUUUUCUUAUCACCACACUUGAAGCUGUAAUAGAGCACAUACAAUCAGGUGCUUUAGCCGGUCCUCCUGAUCCAGAAUCAUAUUACUAUGAAAGUAACCUUACUGAAGAAAAUUUACAAGAAAAUAAACAAAGAAAGAGUAGCUUGACGGAGUCAAUAGCAACAUCUGAAACUAACUGUAGAGAAGAAACACUUGAAUAUGUGUUUGAGCUUAUUAAAGCUAAUCACACAGAACAAGUCCAAGAUAUAUUAGAAAGAAAUCAAAAGCAUUUAAAAAGCAUUCAACAGAACGAAAAAAGCAUUCUUAAAAUAGCAUUGGAAGAAACUUUGAACAACAAUGAUUUAGAUGAUGAGGACAGUAAUAGUGAUACAGAAAUAUACCAAAAACUUUGUCAUCCAUUGUGUAAUUGUAAAAAAUGUUGGUUCAAAAUCUCAAAAAAUCUAUUAAAGACAUCUCCAACAAUAUCAUCAAGGGACAGUCAUGGUCUCACUCCAUUGCAUGUUGCUUGUAUUCAUGGAAAAGCAGCAAUAGUAGAAAUAUUAUUAGACAUGGGUGCUGACGUAAAUGCAACAGAUCUUAAUGAAUGUAUUCCUUUACACUAUGCCGCUUCAAGAGGACAUCAAAAUGCACUUCUAUUAUUAUUACAUUCUGGAGCAAAUAUUAACUAUCCGAAUGUAGAUAAAAAUACACCUUUGCAUUUAGCGGUAAAUAAUGGACAUUUAAAUUGUGUAAAAGCACUUAUUUAUUUUGCAGAACAUGGCAGAAAGAAAAUGAGAAUAAAUUGUGUCAAUGAAGUUGGAAACACACCUUUGCAUUUAGCAUCAAAAUGGGGCUAUGAAGGGAUAGCUCGGUUGUUGAUUGAAAAUGGUGCGGAACCAACGUUACUGAACAAAAAUAAUAAAAGUGCAUUUGAUUAUGCACAUAACCUAAGAAUUUUACAUGUUCUAAAAUCAUCAACACCAACAUUAUUUGAAUACAUUCACAUAACAAGUACUGACAUAAAGAAAUUAAAUUGUAAAACUGACAAUUCUGAAGUCUUUAAAUUGGGAAAAAUCAAUUUUAAAAAUAUAGAUAUCAGUAAUAAUGCUUCAAAAGCUGUGGAGAAUUUAAAGAGAAUUGACAGAGUAUUACAAGCUAUUACAUAUGGUGAUACAAAGCUCGCUUGUUUCUAUUUAAAUAUUGAUUAUGAAACAAAUACCGAGAACAGUCUUGCUUCCAAAGGACCACUUUGUCAUCCACUAUGCGAAUGUCAGUUUUGUAAGAAAAGUCAACCUCAAAUACCAGAUUUUGAUAUAAAUUUCGCAGAUACAAAUGGUUUUACAGCAUUACACUACACUGCAAGAUUUGGUAUGGACGAUUUAUGCAAAAUAUUAUUAAAUAACAAAGCUAAUGUAAACUGUGUAAACAAGAAAGGCCAAACUCCUUUACAUCUCGCUGCUAUAUAUAAUAAAACCAAUGUUAUUGGAUUGCUUCUUGACAAUGGGGCAAAUAUAAACUCUAUUGACUCAGCGGGUAGUACUGCUUUGCAUAAUUCUAGUGACAUGGGCAACAUUGGCGCUACUAAAGUACUCCUAAACUAUAACCCCGAUCUAUCUUUACUUGAUGGUACUGAAAAAUCAGCAUUAGAUGUAGCUAAAAAGAAAGUUCAUUUAACCAUCAUAGAUUUGAUAGAAAAGUAUGGAAGUAAAUUAGAUAAAAAUAAAUAA
Papilio machaon (common yellow swallowtail) is the source of this 2829-nucleotide messenger RNA. RefSeq names its product ankyrin repeat domain-containing protein 27 (gene Varp). Gene Ontology annotation, molecular function: SNARE binding; guanyl-nucleotide exchange factor activity. The transcript has 2 exons. The coding region runs from base 49 to 2829 and encodes 926 amino acids. Gene Ontology annotation, biological process: neuron projection morphogenesis; early endosome to late endosome transport. The record is from RefSeq and is a predicted model, not a curated record. Lineage: Eukaryota; Metazoa; Arthropoda; Insecta; Lepidoptera; Papilionidae. Gene Ontology annotation, cellular component: late endosome; early endosome; tubular endosome.